Messenger RNA from Cephus cinctus (wheat stem sawfly), 983 nucleotides. RefSeq names its product alpha-ketoglutarate-dependent dioxygenase alkB homolog 6. NCBI's taxonomy places the organism in Eukaryota, Metazoa, Arthropoda, Insecta, Hymenoptera, Cephidae. Bases 143 to 844 code for a protein of 233 amino acids. The record is from RefSeq and is a predicted model, not a curated record. The transcript is spliced from 5 exons.
UAUGCGUUCAUGAUAGGAUGGUGGUAAUGAAGUGGACGUGCACCAAUUUUCUUAUGGCUGGAUGUCCAUCGAGUUUUUAUUUGGUAACAGAUAUUAUUUAGGAUUUAGAUACAGAUAUUGCGUAUAGAAUUUAGAAAGAAGAAUGGGGGAUGAAAAUGAACAGAGGAGUAAUUACUCCAAAAAUGCUAUUAGACAGGUUCCACCAUCCGCAUAUUAUAUACCUAAUUUUAUUAGUGAGGAUGAAGAGAAGGAAAUAAUUAAGAAGGUCAAUGCAGCACCUUUGCCUAAGUGGACACAAUUGAGUCAUCGUAGACUUCAAAAUUGGGGUGGUAUACCACAUCCAAAGGGUAUGAUUGCAGAGAAAAUACCAGAUUGGCUUCAGAAGUACGUUGACAAAAUAUCCAAUCUUGGAGUAUUUGAUGUAAAUACAUUACCUAAUCAUGUAUUAAUCAAUGAAUAUUUACCUAAUCAAGGGAUAAUGGCACAUUCGGAUGGUCCACUUUUUCAUCCUACUGUAACUACAAUUAGUUGUGGAUCGCAUACAGUGUUGGAAUUUUAUAAACGUAUUAACACUGACAAUGUUGAAAAGGAAGCAGAAUUAGAAUUUAGCUUUUUUCUUGAACCCAGAAGUCUGUUAAUAUUACAAAAUGAAUUAUACAGUAACUAUUUGCAUUCUAUUGCUGAAAGAAAGUCUGACAUUAUAACAAAAUGUAGUAUAAAAAAUAUAGACCUCUGUUCAAAUGAUUACAAGGAGGGACAAGCCAUUGAAAGAGAAACAAGGCUGUCAUUGACUAUACGACAUGUUCCGAAGACUAGUAAAUUAAAACUGAAAUUUGGAAGAUGAUUUUUAAUAUAAUUUAUUAUCAAAGUUGUACAUUGCAUUUAAAUAAGCAUUAUAAAAACCAGUUUUCAUAGCAGCAGUAAACAAUACUUUCAUUCAUGUAACAGCUUUAGGAGACAUUGAUACAUCAACAUCUUCAUAA